AUGAUUAAGGUCUUAUCGCAAAAAGAUUUUCAAGAGAAAAUUGUUACCCAAUAUACGGAUGUAAUUGGGGAAAAGUUAGGUGGGAAGGUGUUGAAAUUUUCAGACGAAUGGUUUGCGGAGGCAGAAAACUUGAUCAAACCGAAGGCACCAAUUUUUGAUGCUAACAAGUUUGUUCCAGCCGGGAAGUGGUAUGAUGGGUGGGAAACACGUAGACACAAUACCGAAGAAGCGGAUUAUGUUAUUAUCAAGAUGGGAGUGGCAUCUGCCAAAUUGAUAGGAUGCGAAAUCGACACUGCGUUCUUCAAUGGUAACCAUGCUCCACAUAUAUCCGUCGAGGCUGUUUCGUUGGGUGAAGAUGAAGGCGUUGAGUCGCUUCCAGAUUCCAAGUGGGAGUCGGUGAUCCCAAAAACUGAAUGUGGACCUUCACAAAAGCACUUCUUUGUUAGAGAUUCUAUCACAGAAACUAAUUAUACUCAUGCUAGGUUGAGAAUGUAUCCAGAUGGAGGAAUUGCAAGAUUCAGAUUGUACGGGUCGGUUGUUCCAAUCCUUCCUAGUGAUUCCACGACCAUUUUGGAUACGGCAUCUGUCCUCAAUGGGGGUGUGGCCAUUGAUAGAUCGGACCAACACUUUGGAACUGCUGAUAAUUUGUUAUUGCCAGGUAGAGGCCAUGAUAUGGGUGAUGGUUGGGAAACAAAGAGAUCGAGGGAACCGGGUCACGUAGACUGGGUAGUCAUUAGGUUGGGUGCCUCAACGAAGAUUAGCAGUGUCCUUGUUGAUACGCUUCACUUUAGGGGUAACUUCCCCCAAAAGAUCAAUGUAAAGGCUAUUAAGGUUGUUAAUGAUAAAGAGAUACCUCGUUUUGACAGUGAUAAAUGGGACUUAUUGGUCGGUGAUUCAAAGACGGGCCCUGAUAAGGAACUCGAAUUCAAGGUAUCUGGAGAUAAAGUUUAUUCGCAUGUUUUGUUUACUAUGAUUCCUGACGGGGGUGUUAAAAGAGUAAGAGUUUUCGGCAAUAUCGUUUCGAACUAG
This is a messenger RNA of Debaryomyces hansenii CBS767, 1029 nucleotides long. RefSeq names its product allantoicase. The transcript has a single exon. Lineage: Eukaryota; Fungi; Ascomycota; Pichiomycetes; Serinales; Debaryomycetaceae. The record is from RefSeq and is a predicted model, not a curated record. Gene Ontology annotation, biological process: allantoin catabolic process. Bases 1 to 1029 code for a protein of 342 amino acids. Gene Ontology annotation, molecular function: allantoicase activity.